GCUUGGCGAUGAAGUCCGCAACAACAGCAGCCAUCACCAAAGUCGUCGUCGUAUAUGAUCGUCCAUACCACAGUCGUAACCCACAAAAGCAACGCCAGAAGCCCAUAUCUAUCGUUUCAGUUCAAGAGCUCGUUGGGAUGUCCCUUGCUGCUUUUCGUCGUCCUCUGAGUCCUACUACUUUCGGGUCAUCGCGGGUUUAGAUUCACAAUGAUCAUACGUUUCUUCAAGAAAGCGUGCAAAGUUCAUGAUGGCACAUGGCAUCUUAACCGACGUACUGGCAGUUUAUGUUGCAACCGCUUACGUGCCGUACAUUGAAUCAGCUUCUAUACGAGGAAUAGGGUCCCAAAAUCCUUGUAUAUGGGAAAUCGACCUUCGAGCCAUAAAAGGACAGCAUCUGUCAAAGGUAACCAGUCUCUUCGGCAAGCUGCCUUAUCAUCGUUGCCUUCCCUAGACGGCCUCAACUAGAACUUCGAUCCGUCAUCUUCCCCCACCCCAUAUCGCAAGCAUGGUCGCCAGUCCCAAAGCUAAGGAGGCAAUGCUGGCUCCCGCCUCACGACCGGCGGCGGCAGGGGGGCCGCCAGUCCCGAUCUCGGCCCCGCUCACUGCUGAAGCUGCAGGCAACUUGGGCAUUCUGCCUGCUUCGCAUUGGCAACAAGCACAGGGGGAAGAUGCCGCCGACGAUACGGACGAUACUGCCUCCACCAUCGGCUCCCUUCUCUCCAGCACCGCUUCCCUCUCCCAGAGCAUCUUUGAGUAUCGUAGGAUUCUUGGAAGAACUUAUCACAGCGACGUUGGCAAUGCUGAAGCAUGGCAGCCCAAUGACGCGCGACAUGCCGAAGCGAUGGACAUCUUCCAUCACUUGAACACCCUCAUCCUCUCCGGAAAGCUGUAUACCGCCCCGCUUCCAAAGAAAAUUCAGAAGGCCGUCGACAUUGGAACUGGCACAGGCAUUUGGGCCAUCGACUUUGCCGACGAGUUCCCUGAAGCCGAAGUCAUCGGCACUGACGUCUCGCCCAUUCAGCCUACCUGGGUUCCACCCAAUCUCAAGUUCGAAAUCGAUGACUUGAACCUUGAAUGGACCUGGCCCGACAACACCUUCGACUACAUCCAUUCUCGCAGUUUGAUUGGUGUAGUCGAGGACUGGGAGAGGUUCUAUCGCCAGGCUUUCCGUUGUUGCAAGCCGGGCGGUUAUGUUGAGGAUGUCAGCAACUCCGUCAAGGCUUUCAGUCUGGAUGGAACUGUGAAGGAGGGUAGUGCCCUUGACCAGUGGGGUAAGGUCUUCUUUGAGGGCGGAAACAAGUUCGGAAGGACCUUCAAGGUCGUCGAGGAUGACAUUCACCGAAAGUGCAUGGAGAAGGCUGGCUUCGUCGAUAUUGUCAUCAAGGACAUCCAGGUGCCUGUUGGCGCUUGGCCCAAAGACAAGACACAACAGGAAUUGGGAAUCUGGGCCAAGAUGGCGCUGGAGUCGGAUCUUGAAGGAUACGUCAAUUACAUCUGGGGCGUUGUGCUGGGCUGGACCCCUGAGGAAAUCAGCACAUAUUGUGCCGCGUUCAAGAGAGAGCUGAAGAAUACCAGAAUUCACGGCAUGUACACGACUCGCGUCGCGUAUGCACGCAAGCCAGAAGAGCUUUAACAAUGACCUAAAUCAGCAGUCAGAGCAAAAGAUGACCUAGGCUUGAUGUGGGCGUACUUUGCGUUCAGUUCGUCCAUAGACGGCCAUCCAUACUGGAGCGAGAGAGCCAACGAACGCAGCAAUUUGUAUUAGAUCGACGCAUGGUAAUGAGCUGGUGUAACAAACAGAUAGUCAGUUUGAGAAUCAAUGUUUUAUUUGCAAGCCG
This is a messenger RNA of Neurospora crassa OR74A, 1838 nucleotides long. RefSeq lists its product as hypothetical. The record is from RefSeq and is a predicted model, not a curated record. The transcript has a single exon. NCBI's taxonomy places the organism in Eukaryota, Fungi, Ascomycota, Sordariomycetes, Sordariales, Sordariaceae. Bases 506 to 1633 code for a protein of 375 amino acids. Gene Ontology annotation, molecular function: methyltransferase activity.